GGACACUUGUGGGUGCACCUGCUUUCUGACAAGGAGCAUGUGGAGGGUGGCAUUGCCUCUCUGGGGGGCACUUUGGGGCUUCUACACCCUGCUGACCUUGGCACAGGGGACUUUGGUGGACAAGAGAUCCAGCAUGGACAGUGGAUUCCUGUACAGGCGUCUCAAGAGCCAUGAAAAGCGAGAGAUGCAAAAGGAGAUCUUGUCCAUUCUGGGGCUUCCCCACAGACCCAGACCCAUCCAUGGACUGAGUCCUUCCCAACUAAACCAGCCCGGGAAGCUCAAUUCAGCUCCCCUGUUCAUGUUGGACUUGUACAAUGCCAUGUCUGGACAGGACCAGGGAAUGGACUUGAAAGACUGGUCACACAGGGCAACUUUGCACAGCCAUCAACUCAAGGUCAAGAGCCUACUGGGCAGUCAUUUGGGCAGCGCUCAGGACAGUGCCUUCCUCAGUGAUGCAGACAUGGUGAUGAGCUUUGUCAACCUGGUUGAACAUGACAAGGAUUUGUCACCACGUCUUUGGCACCAUAAAGAAUAUAAGUUUAAUUUAUCCCAAAUUCCAGAAGGAGAGGCAGUGACUGCUGCAGAGUUUCGGAUAUACAAGGACUGUGUCCUGGGCAGCUUUGAGAACCAAACAUUCCUAAUCAGCAUCUACCAAGUCUUAGCUGAGCACCGAAACAGGGAAACCAAUAUCUUUUUGCUGGAUACCCAAACAGUAUGGGCUUCGGAUGAAGGCUGGCUGGAGUUUGAUAUUACUGCAACAAGCAACCUUUGGGUUAUGAACCCUCGGCAUAAUUUUGGCCUGCAACUCAGAGUAGAGACAAGAGAUGGAAGAAACAUAAAUGCAAAAGCUGCGGGUUUGGUUGGCAGGGAUGGUCCUUACGAUAAACAACCAUUUAUGGUGGCGUUUUUUAAAGCCAGUGAAGUUCAUUUGAGGACAACAAGAUCUGCAACAAGCAAACGCAAAAAUCAGAAUCGCAACCGCUACACCCAAGCUCAGGAUGUGUCGAGGGUAUCCAGUAUAACUGAUUACAACAGCAGUGAGCUUAAAACAGCAUGCCGGAAACAUGAAUUGUAUGUUAGCUUUCAAGACCUGGGGUGGCAGGACUGGAUUAUUGCACCAAAAGGAUACGCAGCCAAUUACUGUGGUGGAGAAUGUUCAUUUCCUCUCAAUGCGCACAUGAAUGCUACAAAUCAUGCAAUUGUGCAAACAUUGGUGCAUCUUAUGAAUCCGGAGUAUGUACCAAAGCCGUGCUGCGCUCCCACCAAGCUCAACGCCAUCUCAGUUCUUUACUUUGACGACAAUUCCAAUGUCAUCUUAAAGAAAUACAGGAAUAUGGUGGUUAGGGCAUGUGGCUGUCAUUAGGAGAAGUCCAACAAACAUUUGCAAAGAGAUCUGAUUGCAUUAAAGCUGCAAGAUUAUGUGGAGUGAAAGGGAGGAACUGGAUCCUGAUACUGAUUUAUUUAAAAUACUAGAGACUGAUACCACAGAAAUGUAUUUUCAUUUCCAUGAGAUAUGAAUUGUUUCUCAAAAAUGGACAAUUUUAAGGUAAAAAGGAGAAUCUUUCAAAAUAGUGUUUUGCAAAUUUUUAUCCAUAAAAUAGCUUGGAUCAAGCUGCGCUUCACUGUCUUAAAAACUAAUAUAUGUUAUAACUAUUAACCCUACAGCUGCUGGUGCCCCAGAUGUCAGACAGAGGGUGGGUCUGCUAUAUUCUGAAAGAAAAUAGAUGUGUUCUAUGAUUCAUAAAAUCAUUUUGAAGAUGGCUUGAGAUCAGCAGUACUUGUCAAUGAAUUAUCUGUAAAUAGCUCUCUCCAAAACUUUCUGAUAUAACUACUUGGUUUAAUACAUUAGGAAAUCAUCAGCAUACGGGCAGACCCAGCCUAGCUAUAAGCCUUACAGUAUAUUGCACUCUGGGCCUGAAAACAAUAUUUAGGCUCCAUUGUGAAUUUUGACCAUCACAUUUUUUCCAUUCACUUAUAAACGUCAUAUGUCAUAGAAUUUAUCAUCUCUAUUUAUCAAUCUUGAAAAACUUAAAAAGGCCAGGAUUAGAACUGGCACUGUGCCUAAACAGCACUCAAAACGGCAGUCAUAGAGUUAAUAUUGAAAUACAUUUUAAACUGCAUGGAGACACAGCCUGGGAAGGGCCUGCUCUAUCCUGUUUUGCACACCACUUGGAUGUCUGCUCUGUGCAACAGUGGUCAUUUGAUCCCUCUUUAGCACCAUUAUCUUUAUGUUUCUGUACUUUCUACACACUAUAUCUAACUGGUAUUUCAAACCUUGAACCAUCAUCAAAGAGAAUAUUUGGUUUACUCUUUCUUUUAAUAAAAUAAAUUAUCUCUUCCCAACAAAAA
Messenger RNA from Xenopus tropicalis (tropical clawed frog), 2349 nucleotides. It is a transcript of the gene bmp6, whose product is annotated as bone morphogenetic protein 6. Gene Ontology annotation, cellular component: extracellular region. Gene Ontology annotation, biological process: signal transduction; positive regulation of cell communication; positive regulation of signaling. The record is from RefSeq and is marked provisional. Lineage: Eukaryota; Metazoa; Chordata; Amphibia; Anura; Pipidae. Gene Ontology annotation, molecular function: growth factor activity.